This is a messenger RNA of Morus notabilis, 1645 nucleotides long. RefSeq names its product 60S ribosomal protein L4. Bases 95 to 1321 code for a protein of 408 amino acids. The record is from RefSeq and is a predicted model, not a curated record. Lineage: Eukaryota; Viridiplantae; Streptophyta; Magnoliopsida; Rosales; Moraceae. Gene Ontology annotation, molecular function: structural constituent of ribosome; RNA binding. The transcript has 2 exons. Gene Ontology annotation, cellular component: cytosolic large ribosomal subunit; ribosome. Gene Ontology annotation, biological process: translation.
CCUCAUUUCAGUUUCAGAAAACCCUAGUUCAUUCCCGAGAGAGAAAACAAAACCCUAGCCCCCUCACCCUUUCCCUUCCUCUCUCUCGUCUCCAAUGGCAGCCACAGCCGCCGUCCGUCCCCUCGUCACCGUCCAGGCCCUCGAAGGCGACAUGGCCACGGACACCGCCCAAACCGUUGCCCUUCCCGAUGUCAUGAAGGCCUCGAUCCGUCCCGACAUCGUCAAUUUUGUGCACGCCAACAUUUCAAAGAACAAGCGCCAGCCCUAUGCCGUCAGCAGGCGCGCCGGUCACCAGACCUCCGCCGAGUCCUGGGGAACCGGUCGCGCAGUCUCCCGUAUCCCCCGUGUUCCCGGCGGCGGGACCCACCGCGCUGGCCAGGGAGCCUUUGGAAACAUGUGCCGCGGCGGAAGGAUGUUCGCUCCGACCAAGAUCUGGCGCCGCUGGCACCGCAAGAUCAAUGUGAACCAGAAGCGGUACGCCGUCGUUUCGGCCAUCGCCGCCUCUGCUGUUCCUUCUCUCGUCCUGGCCCGCGGCCAUAGGAUCGAGUCCGUGGCGGAGUUGCCUCUCGUGAUCAGUGACGCCGCCGAGGGAGUGGAGAAGACUUCUGCCGCGAUCAAGGUUUUGAAGCAGAUCGGAGCUUUUCCUGACGCCGAGAAGGCGAAGGACAGCCACGCGAUUCGUCCUGGCAAGGGUAAGAUGAGGAAUCGCCGCUACAUCAACCGCAAAGGUCCUCUGAUUGUGUACGGAACCGAGGGAGCCAAGCUUGUGAAGGCUUUCAGGAACAUUCCUGGAGUGGACAUCAUCAAUGUCGAGAGGCUUAACCUUCUGAAGCUCGCUCCCGGUGGCCACCUCGGGAGGUUUGUGAUUUGGACGAAGUCGGCCUUCGAGAAGCUUGACUCGAUCUAUGGAUCGUUCGAGAAGCCUUCGGAGAAGAAGAAGGCUUACGUGCUUCCCAGGCCGAAGAUGUUGAAUGCCGACUUGGCGAGGAUCAUCAACUCCGACGAGGUUCAGUCUGUCGUGAGGCCGAUCAAGAAGGAAGUAAAGAGGGCACCACUGAAGAAGAACCCUCUGAAGAACCUCAAUUCCAUGUUGAAGCUCAACCCCUACGCCAAGACCGCCAGGAGGAUGUCUUUGUUGGCUGAGGCCCAGCGCGUCACGGCCAAGAAGGAGAAGCUUGACAAAAAGAGGAAGCCCGCCGCUUCUAAGGAGGAGGCUGCUGCUAUCAAGGCUGCAGGAAAAUCGUGGUACCAGACUAUGAUCUCAGACAGUGACUACACCGAGUUUGAAAACUUCACCAAGUGGUUGGGAGUAUCUCAGUGAUUUUCUGCUUUUUCAUAUCUCGAGACAUUAGUUUGAUACUUUUGUUUUGGUGUUAAUUUUGUGUCCUUUUUCUGCUUUGAAGUGGGAGGAAAGAUUAGUGGAAUAAUAGGGGAGAAUUUUGACUGGAUGUCUUUCCUCCUUUUCUUGUUCUCUGUUUUCCUUCCAGAGAUUGAAGAGUUUUUAUUAUCAGUACUGGAUUCAAAGAUUUUAGAUUACAUAGUUUAGUUGGUCAAAUUCAGUUUCUCUUGGCAAAUCUAAGCUGGUAUGAGAUAUUGACAUUCUAUGUAUGUUAUUACAUGAAACAAUUUUCCAAUUGGCGUGGCU